GCGGGCUGGCAGGCGAGCGCGGGCGGGCAGGCGGGGGGCAGCGCACGGGCACCGCCGCCGGAUCAAAGCGGGCAGAGGCCGAGCGGGCGCGCGCCUGCCUGCCUGCCUGCCUGCCGUCCCCGCCCGGCCUGGCUGUGCGCGGCGCGGGAUCGGGGCCAUGAGCCCCCGGGGGCGCCGGGCCCGGGGAGCAGCAGCCGCCGCCGCCGCCGCGGGCGAAGGGGCGGAAGGAAGCGGCCGGCGGGCGCGGUCGGAGGGCUUCCCGGCGGGGGCUGCUGCGGCCGCCGCCUGAGCGCAGCCCGCGGCGACGGAACGCGGAGGCCGCCCGGCCGAGGUGGGGGAGCAGCCCGGGCCGGCCCCACCCACGUCCCCACCCAGCCAGGUCUGGGAAGCGGAAGCGGCGGCGGCGGCGGCGGCGGGAGAGGAGCAGCGCCGGCAGCAGCAGCAGCGCCAGCCGCCCAGCAGCUGCCGAGGCUGCAGCGCCGCGCACAAAGCAGCAGACAUGAGCGAGUCGGUGGUCUGCAGCACCCGUGCCACGGUGAUGCUUUACGACGAUGCCAAUAAAAAAUGGGUCCCGGCAGGAACUGGCGCCCAGGCCUUCAGCCGCAUCCAGAUCUACCACAGUCCUGCCAACAACAGCUUCCGGGUGGUGGGCCGCAAGAUGCAGCCGGACCAGCAGGUGGUCAUCAACAGUCCGAUCGUGAAGGGGCUGAAGUACAACCAGGCCACGCCCAACUUCCACCAGUGGCGGGAUGCGCGCCAGGUCUGGGGGCUCAACUUCAGCAGCAAAGAGGAUGCCAGCCAGUUUGCCAAUGGCAUGAUGAAUGCCCUGGAGGCCCUGGACACGGGAAACUCUGUGCCCCCCCUGCGCCCCACCCAGAACGGACCCACCGCAGAUGAUCUGGCCGAGCAGCAGAAAAGGCACCCACAGCAGCUGGAGAAGGAGCCGCCGGAGCAGCCAGAGCGACGGGGGCCCAUCGGAGCCCCUCAGGUCGCCCCUCCAUCGGGGGGCCCUCCGCCGCCCCCGGGACCACCUCCAGCUCCCCCUGGGCCGCCCCCGGGACCUCCAGGGCCACCACCGGGAGCCCCCAGUGGCCCUCCCCCUCCUCCUGGGCCACCCCCUCCGCCGGGCCCACCCCCUCUGACCUCAGGAGGGGGGCCGCCCCCAGCCCCUCCCCUCCCUGCUUCCCUGGGCCCCGGUGGAGGGGGCGGAGCACCCACCGGCUUGGCGGCAGCCCUGGCCGGAGCAAAGCUGAAGAAGUCGGGCAAGGAGGAAGGGGCCAAGCCCACCCCUGGUGGAGGAGCCCCCCCCAGUGCUCCCGGGGGAGGGGGGCUGAUGGAAGAAAUGAGUGCCAAGUUAGCCAGGCGAAGGAGAGUGGCGGAGCAAAGCGAGAAGGUCGUUCCAAAGAAGGAGGAAGCCCCUGGGCAGCAAGAAGACGCUGAUGCCACUGGUGCCAAGCCCACAGAUGCCUUCCGGAGACCGUGGGAGAAGUCCAGUACGACAUUACCUAGAAUGAAAUCUGCUGGAGCCAUGACGGCCGGGGAGCCCGCGGGGGGCGCAGGGGAUGAAUCCGAGCUGGAGCGGGUGAAACAGGAACUCCUGCAGGAGGUUCGGCGUGAACUACAGAAGGUCAAAGAGGAGAUAAUCCAAGCAUUCAUCGCGGAGCUUCGGAAGAGGGGGUCUCCUUAGCCCCCAGACCCAGCCGGUGCCACCCGGAGUCAGCAGCCUAAUUCUCCCUCGUGCGCAGAAGAGAAUAAAAUGGAAAAUCACAAAGGCCCCCUCCUCACCUUUCUGGCCCCCUCACGCACUAGACAAGCCCCACCCCCACACCCCUUCCCUGUCAGCUCCCACCGUGCAAUUUUGGGGUGGGGGGAAGAGGGACAAUCCGUGCUGGCCCCCACCCCAGGAAGGGCAGGACCCCCACCUGUGCCUUACCCAGAGCAAUAGCAGGACCCUCCUCCUGAACCCCCCCCCAAGGAAGGAAGCGGGCUCUUUCCCUGGUGGAAGGGGCUCCCCUCUCCCCAGCCCAGGAAGGGCCAGUCUCUCCGCUCCCCCUCCCCAUUUUUGGCUCUCGGUGUUUGGUUUCCUCCGCAUCACAGAGGGGCGUGUGCCGUCCAGCCAGAGGAGGGGCUGGCGAAGGGCCCAAGGAGAUGCCCUCACUGUUGGAGGCCCUUCCUUCUUGCAGCUUGCAAGGGCCAGACCGGGCAGUUCUCCCGGGUGGGGUCCCAUCUCCUACCCCCCCCUCCUGGGAGCAUUUCAGAGCCCCUCCAUCUUCCUCCUGCAGAAGAGGCGGCACGAGUGACGGGCAGAGCAUUGGAGGGCCGGUUGCCGGGGCUGCACCCUGGGAUGCCCCUGCCAGCCCCUCAAGUAGUUAGGAGCGCUGCUGCUCCUGGGGGGGGCAUGCCCCACCUCCAAAGAUGGCGCUCUUCUGGGCAAGGGAAGGGCCCUGUCAGUCCCACGUCCCCCCCCCCACGCUUCCCAAGCCCCUUCCUGCAUUCCAGGUCUUCUGCUGGUUUCACUCGGUUUUGUAACUUUGAUUUUAUGCAAGGGGAGAGGGCCCUUUUUGGGAUAUUUUUUUCUCAAAGGCCCACCCCUCUGGGUCUUUUUUAAAAAAAGAAACGUUCUUCUUCUUCUCCCUUCUCCCUCCUUCAGGCCAUGGAGGGGAAACAGGGCAGGCUUUUCUACUGAGCUGUAAUUUUUUGACUUUUUUGUUUUUGUCAAGCUGGAUAGAAUUAUUAUAUUUUGAUUUUAUUAUUAUUAUUAUUGUUAUUAUUACUGAUCUGCUGGGUAUCUCUGCCCGACCUCUUUCCACCCUUCCGCCUCACCGCACGCAUCGCCCGCAGACGGGCACUAGUAUCUCGGGCACGUGCACCAGACUUCUCUUACGAAUAAACCUUUUCCUUUUUUGUAAAGUUACAAAGCG
This is a messenger RNA of Thamnophis elegans (Western terrestrial garter snake), 2921 nucleotides long. RefSeq names its product vasodilator stimulated phosphoprotein (gene VASP). Bases 500 to 1687 code for a protein of 395 amino acids. NCBI's taxonomy places the organism in Eukaryota, Metazoa, Chordata, Lepidosauria, Squamata, Natricidae. Gene Ontology annotation, molecular function: profilin binding; SH3 domain binding. The transcript is spliced from 13 exons. The record is from RefSeq and is a predicted model, not a curated record. Gene Ontology annotation, biological process: positive regulation of actin filament polymerization; actin cytoskeleton organization; axon guidance.